GCACUGACUGGUGGCACUGACUGGCACAACCCCUGGGCACUGACUGGUGGCACUGACUGGCAGCACUGCUGGGCUGCACUGGUGGGUGGCACUGGUGGGCAGCAGUGGUGGGUGGGCACAGGUGGGUGGCACUGGUGGGCACAGGUGGGUGGGCACAGGUGGGUGGCACUGCUGGGCACAGGUAGGUGGCACUUCUGGGCACAGGUAGGUGGCACUGCAGAGUGGCACAGGUGGGCGGAGCUAGUGGGCGCACUGCUGGGCACAGGUGGGCGGAACUUGCGGGUGACACUGCUG
Messenger RNA from Staurois parvus, 294 nucleotides. NCBI's taxonomy places the organism in Eukaryota, Metazoa, Chordata, Amphibia, Anura, Ranidae. The record is from the annotation of a GenBank genome assembly.